AUGGCAGGCCCACCUUACCUUCAUCCUGAGGGCGUCACGGUCUAUUACACCGAGGACGCCUACCUUUCGCGAGUUCUGAUAUUCUACUGGCCUGUGACCACUGCAGGCUCCAGCAUUUCUUCCCGACAUCGAAUAACUAUCUUCACGAAAAUUGGUCAUGCCAGCUUUCCACCUUUCCAGGUAUCGCCUCAAAGUUCGUACUAUGGCGCGGUAGCACAGCUCUCAGACGAGCGUCAGCGUGACGAGACAUACCGAGUUAUGGUCUUUAGUCUGGCGAAGUAUUUCGAUACUCUGCCCGCGGCCUCCAAAGAGAACGGAUAUGAUUCAGGAGGUCGCACUUUGUUUGAUGAUAGACAUGCCGGCAAGAUCGCAAACAAGCUAUGCAAAGUGACGAAUCCUAUAAGAGUCCUGGAGGAUGUUCAAUCAUUCUAUUCAUCAUCCUCAAAACUUCAACAAACAUCUUCCCGCCCGUCCUCCUCCUCAAGAUCCACAAGCUUCUCCUCCGAGCAAAAGCAAGCUAUUCGCCUAGCUAUGUGCGAAGUGGUUGACACGGAAGAACGCUAUGUCUCCAAAAUGCACGAACUCCUCUUUAACAUCAUCUCCGAAUUCCGCGAAAAGUCCUGCACGAAGCCUCCUUCAUCUACAAGCCCAGACGCUCAAGCGCUCUCCAAGCUCUUCCCUUCCUGCCUCGACGCCAUCUUCACCGUCAAUCGAGGCUUUCUCGACUCCAUUCGCCACGUUCUCGAAACCACCGAGGAUUCGGCAAUAGAGUCCAUCGCUUCAGGCGACGACGAAAAACUCAGCUCACACGACUUUUUGGGCAUCCGAGCCUUUUCGAGGGUGCUUUGCGAUUGGUUUCCCAAAUUCCUCUACCCCUACAAAGAAUAUCUUUACGCACACACCACUUUCUCUGCCCUACUCAGCUCUCUCAUGAGAAAUCAUGCCGCCUCGAGCUUCUCCCGUCGCGUUCGUGAAACAGGCGAGCAGAAACUCCGUUCAAUGCUCAUGGAACCCGUGCAGCGUCUUCCGCGGUACAGCCUCCUCAUCGACUCAAUGACAACACCAUUACCCGUCGGUGAACCCAGUCUGAAACUCCUAGCCAAAGCCCGAGACGUGGUGAGCGAGAUCUGCGCUAUGGAAACUCCUGUAAGCAAAAUACUAGACAGCCUGACCAUCACCUAUGAAGAAGAAAAAGCCUAUCGAAGUCUAAGUCCGACGAAAUUCCUGAGUAGCCUAGCGACGGGGGAGGAUAUGGUGGUUAUGCGGCAUGUGCCGAGGUUGGCGGUGCCGGAAGAGGAGAGGGAUAGGGACAGAGAGAAAGAGAAAGAGAGGGGAAGGGAUAGAGGGGGAGGGGGAGGAGGACUGAGAAGGGCGCUGAGUCGAAGGGUUAGUCCGCCGAAGCGGGAACAACGUGAACAGCAGAUGCUGAAGGAGAAUCUGCCACCCCGGGUUCUGAUGCCGACGGGCCAGCAGAAGGAUCCGCUGUUGAUGGAGUUGGAGAUGCUCAGGAGGGAGAAUGCGGCGCUAAGAGAUAUGCUGGAUCGGUGUACAUGUGGUGUUGCUGAUUCUGGGGGUGGUGGGCCGGAGAAUUAUGCAUAUAGAUAA
This is a messenger RNA of Endocarpon pusillum Z07020, 1605 nucleotides long. RefSeq lists its product as uncharacterized. Lineage: Eukaryota; Fungi; Ascomycota; Eurotiomycetes; Verrucariales; Verrucariaceae. The record is from RefSeq and is a predicted model, not a curated record. The coding region runs from base 1 to 1605 and encodes 534 amino acids. Gene Ontology annotation, molecular function: guanyl-nucleotide exchange factor activity. The transcript has a single exon.